Rhododendron vialii is the source of this 4413-nucleotide messenger RNA. Its product is annotated as U-box domain-containing protein 35-like. The record is from RefSeq and is a predicted model, not a curated record. Gene Ontology annotation, molecular function: ATP binding; protein kinase activity. Lineage: Eukaryota; Viridiplantae; Streptophyta; Magnoliopsida; Ericales; Ericaceae. The transcript is spliced from 19 exons. The coding region runs from base 296 to 4069 and encodes 1257 amino acids. Gene Ontology annotation, biological process: protein phosphorylation.
GCAGGAUCAGAAACAGAGAACUCCUCCUCCUCCUCCUCCUCAAUGGCUAUGAGAUAGACCCAACGUCUGCUUAUAUCUAGGAUAGGAGAUUUAUGCCCCAUCCAUGCACGAAAUUUUAAUAAAUGUUUUGUGGGUGUUUGCAUGGGAGGGCGGGUUUGAAUGCCAAAUAUCGAUCUCUGAAUCUUUCUUUAAUUUGACAUACAUGUAAGAAGGUCUUUUGGAAAAGAGAGAUUUUCACACAGACAGAGGGAGGAAGACCGGAAGCGGAAGAGAGAGAGAGAGAGAGAUCUAGAGGAUGUGGAAUGCGAGGGGGAUAAACGAAGAAAAAUUGGUGGCAGUAGCAAUAGACAAGGAUAAGAGGAGCCAAGUUGCAUUGAAGUGGGCUAUUGAUAAUAAUCUUAUUUCCAGAGGCCAGACUGUUAGACUAAUCCAUGUUCAUCAAUCCCCCCUUCCCAAUUCCAAUCCCAAUCCCACCCCAUCAUCAUCUAAUAAUUUGGGCAACGAUAACGAUGGAACGCCUAGACAAGAACCUUACGACCAAGCAGCCACCGCUGCCGCCAUUAACGACAUGUUUCUUUCCUUCCGUUGCUUCUGCUCCCGAAGAGAAGUUCUAUGGGAAGCUGUGACACUGGAAGAGCAGGAUAUAGCUAAAGCAUUAAUCGAUUAUAUUUCCUUCAAUAGAGUUGAUACUUUGGUGCUUGGUUCACCGUCAAAGAAGGGAAUUUCCAGAUUGUUCAAGAGUAGUGAUAUUCCAUGCACUGUGUUGAAAGGGGCACCAUAUUUCUGCAACGUGUAUGUCAUCUCAAAAGGAAAGGUUGCCUCCAUGCGCUCUGCUUCACAUCCACUCCCAUCAAAUAUUUCAGCAACUGGGUGGACAAGAUCCGCACCCACUCACCAUAUAAUUACUAAUGAUCAUGACACAGAUUUUGGAGAUAGAGUAACAGAAACCAGAUUGCAGGAUGAGAUGUCAAUCCCGGAAACAGACAUCUCAUACGUUUGUUCUGGAAGGCUAAGCACCGAUAGCACGUUCUUCGCUUUCUAUGAUAAUCUGGCUGGAUCUGCUGAACUUAUAACCGGACGCUCUCCAAGGAGCUUGAGCAUGAUGAGUGUGGGAGCCAGAAACUUCGAUCCGAUAGGCUUGGCCUCAGCAUCCAACUGUGCUGACUCUGACUACUCUCCCCAUGAAUUGUCACCCUCCGAUAAGGAAACAUCAUGCUUACCACUUAACAAUCUGCAGGAAUUAGUAGUAGAAGAAAAGAUGAGAAGGCUAGAACUCCAAAUGAAACAAACCAUGGACAUGUACCAUGCAGCUUGCAGAGAAGCCCUCACUGCCAAACAGAAGGCAAGGGAGCUCCAACUUGUGAAAAUGGAAUAUGGAAAGAGAUUAGAAGAAGCAGAGAGGGCCAAGGAGGAGGCCAUGCUGAUUGCAGAGGAGGAGAGAGAAAAGUCUAAAGUAGCACUCAAGGCAGCCGAAGCAGCACAUAAGAAAGCCGAGAAAGAGGCACAAAAGAGGAUAGAUGCAGAAAUCAAAGCACUCAAAAAGGCUGAGGACAAGAAGCUGAUGUUAGAUUCUUUAGGGCAAUCCCCUAAAGUAGACCACAAAUACCAAAGCCUUCUUCAUAUUGUGGUUGUCCUUUUCGUAUUUUACUGUUAUUUUUUUGAAUUCAUGAGGAACCAAAUAGAGAAUGGAAAUGGAAAUGCAGAAAAUGAUGAUGAUGAUGAUGAAUCAUCGGUAGCAGUGGCAAUAGACAAGAACAAAGGCAGCCAAUUAGCUCUCAAAUGGGCUGUUGAAAAUCUCCUCUCCAGAGGCCAAUCUGUAUCUCUUGUCCAUGUCAAACAAAAACCAUCCAGCAUCCCCACUCCAUCGGGGAACCAUGUAGCGCUGAGUGAUGUGAAUCGUGGAGUUGCAAAAGUAUAUAAAAACCAAGUUGAAAAUGAAGCCAAGGAGUUGUUCCUUCCUUUCCGCGCAUUUUGUACGCGUAAGGAAAUAAAAUGUAACGAAGUAAUCAUGGAAGACAUUGACAUAGCCAGAGCAAUAUGUGAUUACGUUAAGCUCAACUUAGUUCAAACUCUGGUGGUUGCUGCCCCCACAAAGAAUAGCUUUGUCAAAAAAUUCAUGGCCUCAGAUGUUCCGAGCAAUGUUUCCAAAAUGGCACCAGAGUUUUGCAAUGUAUAUGUCAUCUCCAAAGGCAGAAUUUCAUCAGUACAGUCUGCCACUAUUCCAGUCCCAAACCCACCUCUGCGUCCAUUACAGAUCCAAAGCAAUCCAGCUCCUAGACCAGCUGAUGCACGGCCCAUGCAAAACAACACCGCAAGAGCUGAGAGGACAACAUUUGUACCUCCGAACUUGACUGAAGACACAGAAGACAUCAAGUCACCAUUUAACAGAGGAAAAGCUUCAGGCAGAUCAUAUGUGGACCUUUCACCGACUGAUUCCGACAUGACAUUUGUAAGCUACAGCAAACCAACCACCGAGAGUAAGUGUGCAUCUCCCUUGGCAAGUCAAGAAUCGGGUGUGGCAUCUCUGCUUUCAUAUAGCUCAUCAGACAGGGACAACAGAAGCAGCUUUGAGUCCCAAUUCUCGCCAUCCAAGUCAUCUGAUCUAGGCUAUACGCAUGCCUCCUCAUCCAGCUCAGAGAGUGCCAACAUGUCUUGGUCAUCGUCAAACCAGGAUGAGAUGGAAGCUGAGAUGAGGAGGCUGAAGCAAGAGCUCAAGCAGACACUAAACAUGUACAGCACAGCACGAAAAGAAGCAGUCACAGCAAAACACGAGGCAACGGAACUUCAUAAUUGGAAAAACGAGGAACUACAAAGAUUAGGGAAGGCUCAACUAGCUGGGGAAGCAACAUUGGUAAUUAUAGAAAGAGAGAAAGCAAAGACUAAGGCUGCUAUUGAGAAAGCAGAAGCAGCUCAGAGGAUUGCAGAACUGGAAGCACAGAAAAGAAAGAAUGCUGAAAUGAAAGCACUCAAAGAAGCUAAAGAGAAGAAGAAAGUAUUAGAUGUGCUGGCACAAAGCAAUGUCAGGUACCGCAAAUACACCAUAGAGGAGAUUGAAGCAGCAACCGAUCACUUCUCAAUCUCUCUCAAAAUUGGGGAAGGUGGUUAUGGGCCAGUGUUCAAGUGUUUUUUGGAUCAUACACCAGUUGCAGUUAAAGUUCUUCGUCCCGAUGCAGCUCAAGGAAGAUCACAGUUUCAGCAAGAGGUUGAAGUCCUAAGUUGCAUACGCCAUCCCAACAUGGUUCUCCUCUUGGGAGCCUGUCCAGAGUACGGUUGCCUAGUCUACGAUUACAUGGCAAAUGGGAGCUUAGAAGAUCGUCUGUUUAGGCGAGGGAACACACCACCUCUUCCUUGGCAACUCAGGUUUCGAAUAGCUGCAGAAAUUGGGACUGGCCUUCUUUUCCUCCACCAGACAAAGCCAGAACCCAUAGUUCACCGUGACCUAAAACCUGCAAACAUUCUCCUCGACUCUAACUUUGUCAGCAAGAUUAGUGAUGUUGGCUUAGCCAGACUGGUCCCUCCAAACGUGGCAGACAGUGUAACUGUAUACCACAUGACCUCAGCCGCAGGAACUUUCUGUUACAUAGACCCAGAGUACCAGCAAACCGGCAUGCUAGGAACAAAGUCCGAUAUCUAUUCACUAGGUAUCAUGCUGCUUCAGAUUGUUACAGCCAAGCCCCCAAUGGGUUUGACUCACCAUGUUGAACGGGCUAUUGACAAGGGUAUUUUUGCUGAAUUUCUUGAUCCAUCUAUCCCUGACUGGCCAGUGGAACAGGCAUUGAGCUUUGCACAGCUAGCUCUUAAAUGUGCAGAGCUGAGGCGAAAAGAUAGACCAGACCUUAAGACCGUUGUGUUACCUGAGCUUAACAGGUUGAAAGCCCUUGGUGAAGAAAAGAUGCCUAACUGUUUCAUGAUGCUGGGUGGCGGCAGUACACCAGAAACCUCACCAAGUCAGAGCCAAGCCUCCGCAACAUCCCAAGAUGUAAGUGACCCAAUAUUGCGACCAUUUGGAUCUGAAAGUUCACAGAGCCAUUUGAGCUCCUCAUCUCAUUCUGAGAGAAGAUCAAGCUGAAGUUUGAAGAUAUCUCUAACCACAAUUGUUGAACGAGUACAAAACAUAAACGAGUGAUUUGAAUUCAGUUCUUCAGCAAGUGCAUAAAAAAGCAGAGCUGUUGGAUGUCUCAACUAGUUUGGGUACAAAAUAAGAUGCCUGUUCUAGCAACAAGGUUUAUGCAACUUCCUCUUCGAAUAUUUUGACAACUUGAACUUUGAAGUUGCCCAUGUUUACAGUAUUUCCCCAUAAGGGUUAGUUUGGUUUGUGGGCAUUUUUCUCCAAUGCUUGGAGCAAUUUUAACAGGAAGCUCUGAACAGAUGGGUGACUUAAAUAAAUAAAACAAAGAUUCUUUCCGGGAUGGA